Tarenaya hassleriana is the source of this 1141-nucleotide messenger RNA. RefSeq lists its product as uncharacterized. The transcript has a single exon. The annotation marks the transcript as partial. Lineage: Eukaryota; Viridiplantae; Streptophyta; Magnoliopsida; Brassicales; Cleomaceae. The record is from RefSeq and is a predicted model, not a curated record.
AUGUUGAAGGCUCUCAACGCCAAAAACAAACUCGGGUUUGUUGAUGGCUCACUUUCGCAGCCUUCACACGAUGCUGCUGAUUUUGGGUUGUGGUCUCGGUGCAACGAUCUCGUCUGUACCUGGAUCAACAAUUCGGUUUCUGCCGACAUUUCCAGUCUCAUUAUCUAUCUCGAUAAUGCGCAUGACGUGUGGGUCAGUUUGGAGAAUAGGUUCAAACAGAAAAAUGUUUCGAAGAUAUACAAUAUCCAGCAGAAGAUUGACGGUUUACAUCAAGGAUCUUUGGACUUGAACGCAUAUUUUACCAAGUUGACUGGUCUUUGGGAAGAGCUCAAAAAUCAUGAGCCUUUCCCGACCUGUACUUGUAAUGGUUGUUCGUGCAACUUGGUGAAACGAUGGGAGGAAUUCUACGAUCUUCGGAAUGUGGUUCGCUUCCUUAUGCGUCUCAAUGAGUCAUUUACACCAGCUCGUCGGCAAAUUUUGAUGAUGGAGCCGCUGCCUAAUAUCACCAAGGCUUACAAUCUGAUUUCCCAGGAAGAACAACAAAGACUUGUUACUUCCCCUUCUGAUUCUGUGGCAUUCCAUUCUCAGGCUCAUGGAACUGGCUCUCGACCACAGAACAAGUCCAAGCCUCAGUGCACUCACUGUGGUCUCUUCGGUCAUACAGUUUCUCGUUGCUUCAAAAUAUAUGGUUAUCCCCGUGGCCACAAGCUGGCAUCUUCCGGAUCACGCACAACUGCACCAAAUUCCUGGAAUCAUUCUGGUAUUCUCCCAUCACCAUCGUCGAAUAGUCAACACCGUGUUAAUAUGGUUAGCACAAUGUCAGAUGCUCCUACUAUUGGCUCUUCUGCACCGGAGCAUGGCGCUUCGGCUCUCGCACAGGCACAUUCUCUGAUUUCGCAUUUCAGCAAUCAACUUCAGGGGCUUAGCAACUCUCUCGCUGAUCGUACAUCUGCAGCCCAACCACUGAACUCCUCCGGUACUUUUCCUGUUCGCCCUCUCUUUUCUACUGCUAACCCAUAUUUUCCCAUUUCUUCUACAACCUGGAUUUUAGAUACCGGUGCCAGCAGCCAUGUCUGUUAUGACAAGACCUUGUUCUCUGAUAUGAGUGACAUCUCACCAAUCUCGGUCUCUUUGCCAACUG